AUGUCCAAGAAAACAAAUGCUGAAGCACCUACCAGUGCUAGAAAGAGCCUUACUGAGCACAGGUACUUUGGAGACCCCUCGUAUACCACGAGGAUUCAGAGAAUCAUGGAGUCGUACACGGUGUUCCGCGAGUGCAUAAGAGAUGGAAACUGCCUGUACGUCUCCUAUGCUAUUGCUCUUGCAGACCUUGUGGCACUUGAAAAGGCACCUCUGCUGAGAGCCGUGACUGCUGCAUUUGAUAAAACAAACUCUAUUCUCCAUCUGUACAACAUUGACGAGCUUGGAUACAGUGGAUUCCAUGACUCGUUUAUUGAAGUCCUGGAGGACAUGGCCGGCGGAGUCAGGAGGAUCGAGGACAUCCAUCUGUAUUCGCUGUAUGACUGCGUUGCAUAUCUUAGGCUUGUCGUUUCGACAGAAAUAAAGUCGAAUCCGGACGAGUAUCAGCCAUACAUCCCGGAAAUCGACGUGGGUGCGUAUUGUACAAGGUUUGUGGAUCCCUUCUACCAGCAAGCAGGCUGUGUGGAAAUAUGUGCCCUCUCAAACAGCAUACCAAUAAGAAUCCAUGUUGUGGACGUCACCAAAGACAGUGAAGAUGUGUAUGGAAACCAUCCGCAGAAAAUCUCCAUCCUCUACACCCACGGGCAUUUUGAGCCUAUAUACUAG
This is a messenger RNA of Encephalitozoon cuniculi GB-M1, 663 nucleotides long. RefSeq lists its product as uncharacterized. Gene Ontology annotation, biological process: protein K48-linked deubiquitination. Lineage: Eukaryota; Fungi; Microsporidia; Unikaryonidae. Gene Ontology annotation, cellular component: nucleus. The transcript has a single exon. Gene Ontology annotation, molecular function: ubiquitin binding; cysteine-type deubiquitinase activity. Bases 1 to 663 code for a protein of 220 amino acids. The record is from RefSeq and is marked provisional.